AGUUGAUGUAAAAAACAAAAUGUAAAGAACAUUCUACAGUCCGUCACUGUAAAUGUGUUUAAACUGUGUUUAGCCUAUUGACCGUAUACCUUACUGACAGAAUGAUUAUAUUCACUUCAUCUGAAAUUAGGAUACAAGAAUUAUCGGCUGCCAUUUCAUUUUUUUCAACUGGUUUUUUUUUAACCUAGGGCUGGAUAACUAUAGGACAGAACACAUUUCUGGGUUAAAAUGGCCCAAAUAAUGGCAGAAAUGUGUCCUAUGGUUACCCAGCCCUGGGUUAAAUAUUUUUGUAUGUUAAAUGUUUUUGCAGUUCUCUGUUGUUGUAUGGUCACGCUGUUUCGUUUCACUGUGUAGUUUUCUAGCUGUAAAUGGUUGAAAUGACAAUAAGAGCUGACUUGUAUAACUCAUCAUUUAGUAACUAUAGGCAGCACUGUCGACAUUAAGUAAGAUACUGUGUGGUGUGGAUUGAUCAAGCUUAACUGUCACAUAUUUCAUUUAACAUCAACAGAGAUGUGCAAUUACUGUUUGUUUACUUUAGGAAUGGACGUUUAUUCCCAAACAAAUCCAUCCUCUCAAGUGAAUUUGGCAUUAAGAGGACGGGCUGUACAGUCAUCCACAGGAUAUGGUUGGGUAGCAGCAAAUGCCAUUGACACUUCACUCAAAACCUGCACCCAUUCGGGCACAUAUAAUAACCCCUGGUGGAGAGUGGAUCUUUGGGCUUCUUACAACAUCUCUCGAGUCGUCAUCACUAACAGAAAAGACUGCUGUGUGGGUCGACUCAAAGGAGCAGAAAUUCAUAUCGGAAACUCUCUGGAAAAAAAUGGCAACAAUAAUUCCAGAUGCGCUGUGCUGAAUGAUAUUCCACUGGGUCAGUCUCUGUCUGUGUCCUGUCACAAUAUGGAGGGACGAUAUGUGAAUCUCAUUAUACCUGGAAGUUCAAAAGUCCUCUCUGUCUGUAAAGUGGAGGUGUAUACGAAAGUCUUGAAAAAAACAUUUGUGAUGAUGACAUUUCUGGCCAGUGUCAAUAUGACUGAUCCAGCUGUCAAUAACACGAUUCUUGAUCAGCUGAAGACCGCUUUGACUUCUAAAGGAGUCUCAAAUGUCACACUGACCUGGACAAAACUCCCUGAGAAAGUUGAACCGGAGAUUAAAAUGGACGAUGAUGAGAAGUCCAUGUGCGAACCUUAAUAAUCCUGAAUAAACAGACACUCUAAUGAAAAAGACUUAGUUUAGUUAUAUAGUUGUUUGUUAGAUUGUUAUUUUAGUUCAGGUGAAGUUAUAUUUCUUUGUUAGUUUUCAUGUUUUAGUUUAGGUAAAGUUAUAUUUCUUUGUUAGUUUCAUGUUUUAGUUUAGGUAAAGUUAUAUUUCUUUGUUAGUUUAGUUUAGGUGAAGUUAUAUUUAUUUGUUAGUUUGUUAUUUUAGUUUCAGUAAAGUUAUACUUGUGUGUUAGUUUGUUAUUUUAGUUUCGGUAAAGUUAUACUUGUGUGUUAGUUUGUUAUUUAGAUUAAGGUAAAGUUAUAUUUGUUUGUUUAUUUUAGUUAUUGGUAACUGAUUGGUGUGAUGAUUUAUUUAAUUCACUUCCUUAUCAUAUUAAAUGAUUUGUAGUUGAUCAAUGGUCGUUUGAAAUUAAAGCAAUGAUGAAUUGGA
Misgurnus anguillicaudatus (oriental weatherfish) is the source of this 1647-nucleotide messenger RNA. RefSeq names its product fucolectin-like. NCBI's taxonomy places the organism in Eukaryota, Metazoa, Chordata, Actinopteri, Cypriniformes, Cobitidae. The record is from RefSeq and is a predicted model, not a curated record.